Contarinia nasturtii (swede midge) is the source of this 2605-nucleotide messenger RNA. RefSeq lists its product as uncharacterized. Lineage: Eukaryota; Metazoa; Arthropoda; Insecta; Diptera; Cecidomyiidae. The record is from RefSeq and is a predicted model, not a curated record. Gene Ontology annotation, biological process: neuromuscular synaptic transmission; clustering of voltage-gated calcium channels; neuron-neuron synaptic transmission. Gene Ontology annotation, cellular component: presynaptic membrane. The transcript is spliced from 4 exons. The coding region runs from base 583 to 1926 and encodes 447 amino acids.
UUAACAAAAUUUUAAGAAAGAGUUCUCCAUUGAUGAUUGGUUCAGUAGAUUUUGUGAGUCUUUUAUUUUUUCAAUAAUGUCAGAUAAUUUUCUCGAUCAAUCUUAAUGAAUAUACGUGAAUGUGUUUGUCUUAUCAAUAAACUAUAAAAGAUUGUGUUUUGAAUCCACUUCGAGUAAUAUCAGAUAUCUACUGAAGAGCUGCUCAUUCGGCUGAAAGUUGUCAGAAGGGACACACAAAUUACGUAGCUCUCCACAAUAAUUAAUUUACCUUCAACUUCCACUGCAUUUAUCCGGAUUUUUGUUUUGACGUAAUGUCGCGAUUGCUUGAGUAAAGUUCAAACGAAAGAAGCGAUUGACUUCGAAUGCGUCGACAAAAUUAAUUUGAAAUUGAGAAACGAUAGUGAAAACCACUGAUGAAAUUACAAAAUGGUAAUAGCUGUCGAAAAAAUACUCGUAAUAAUAGUGUAAAAAUCUAUUCGAAUAAGUUGCACGGAGAGCGGCUGUACAUUCCAAACACAAAUUAUAAUAUUCAAAGAAGAAAAGUGAAGAAAAAGAAAAGAAACGUAUAUUAAAGAAAGAAAAAUGCGGGGAAGUACAGCUGGCUUAACUGAAGGAACAGUAGAAUCACGGCAUUCUAUCUAUGAUGCAUUCCUUGUGCUGCUCGAUGUUUUAUUUUCAUCGGUGAUUGCAGCCCCCGUCGUCAUUGCCUAUUGGAGAGGAGCGUGGAAUUUAAUGCAGUAUAUAUUUUAUCCGCACAAUCCAACGGCAAGCGCACUUGUUACCACAUUCAUAGGAAUAAUUGGACAUUUUAUAUUUUUCUACUGCCAAAAUUGGCUUAGCCGCACAUUCAAUCCAGAUAAACAUCGCUUGACAUUUAUGAUUGUUUCUCGUAUUUACACUGCCAUUUAUGGAUUCGUUUGUAUAUCCGCAUGGCGCGGGCCGUGGGCGCUUUUGGACUUGUAUAGUGAAUCGCGUAUAUGGACUUUAAUUAUAGUCACCGUUAUUUGCAUCGUUCUUUUAGUAUUUUGUAAAGGUUUACGCAAUAUUUCAUCAACGCCGUUCGGUGUGUCAACUGAUCAUUCGAAGGAUUAUUUCGUUACUCCGACCAUGUUUAAGUCGUCAGUAAGUGAAACGAACACAAACAAAAAAUCGAAAAUUUUCAAAAAUUUCAUUGAAUGCUUAAAAAAUAUUGAAACGAAGGCAUCAAAAGAACCAGCAUUCUAUUUUAUAGAUUGUGCAUUUUCUGUGAUUGUGAUCGGUACUUUGGUGGUAUUGGUGUGGAGAAGCCUUUGGGUUAUAUUCGAUUUGCUCAUAUUCCCACGCGAACAAACACUAUCGGCUUGGUAUUCAUUGGCAAUUGGCUACGGAAUAGUCGCAAUUACAUUUGCACUUCAGCCACUUAUGAAAUUGGCGUGUGAUCGUUUGACUGGACUUUGGAGGAUAGCUGCAUGUGAUGCGUUCUUAUUUUUCAGCUUCGUUGGUACGGUGAAUGUGUGGCGAGGUGUUUGGCAAUUGCUUGAUCUUCACCUUUUCCCAGAAAAUCCUGUGAUGAGCAAUUUACUAUGCCAUGGUGUUUCGUUUUUCUUUUUGGCCAUGCUAAAUUGUUCGAAUUCGGUAUUGGUUCGUGGUGUUUUCAUCGAUGCUGAAGAGCCAAUGGGACAAUGCGUCAUUUUUCCCGUUUAUUAUAUUCGAUUAUUUGUCCAAAAAGAGCGCACCAAAAAGCAACGUAGAAUUCUUGACGCUCUGGAAAAGGGUGAUUUACAAACGGAACUUUUGGAAAAAUCCGAAAAAAACACACCAAAAAUUGUGAAAAGCUCGGCGAAAUCAAUUGAAAUGACCAAUAUGGCAAAUAUUAAGCCGACCAAAAUUGAAAAUGGCUAUGAAAAGGAAAAUUAUCCAAAUGGUGAACAUAAAAUCGGUCAAUAGUUUUUUUUUUAAUUUACAAAGUAACAAUCACAUCGAAGAAGAAAAAAUAUUGUGAUAGGAAAAAAACCGGUGUGUGUCUUUCAUUGGGCAAUUGAAUAAUAAUAAUAAUUGUUGCCAAGUGCUAGAUUCAUGUGAUGUCCCCAAUUAAAACGUUGUGAUAUUUGAUUGAUAAAAAAAAUAAUCGCUCUAUGGUUAGUGUUCGAAAUGAGAAUUUUAAAAACUAAAUCAAAUUAAUCAAAAUUAUUAGUACUUAACAAAUAUAAAUCUAAACAACGAAAAUGAAACUAAAUGAUGAUUCUUCUCGAAUAUUUCGAGAGUGAGACUAAUUGAUCAAUAAUAUGGAGGUUGUUAAAUGCUUCAAUAUUAAGUAGCUUGUUUAUAUAUAAAAAAAUUAUAGUUAGUGAAUCUAAUCAAAACGAAAUCCUUCCUGCUCAAAUUGAAUGAACACACUUCAGUCACCCAACACAAUACACUUCUAUUGUAAAUAAGACUUGAAAACACAAACAAACACACGCAAAAUUUCUCAAUAAGUUGAAUUUUAAGAUACUAAAAACAUAUAACUUCCCAUUGUUGGGUGACAACUGGUAACAUUCAAAAUGCUAACGAAUUUUAUCUUAAUAUAUAAUCAAAAUUUCUACACUCUAUGUUUUUUUUUUCUCGGAAUAUUUCAUAUCAUAAU